Messenger RNA from Asparagus officinalis (garden asparagus), 2305 nucleotides. Its product is annotated as protein FAR1-RELATED SEQUENCE 5-like. The record is from RefSeq and is a predicted model, not a curated record. Gene Ontology annotation, biological process: regulation of DNA-templated transcription. Lineage: Eukaryota; Viridiplantae; Streptophyta; Magnoliopsida; Asparagales; Asparagaceae. The transcript has 2 exons. The coding region runs from base 560 to 2305 and encodes 581 amino acids. Gene Ontology annotation, molecular function: zinc ion binding.
CCGCCGACCACCGCGUGAGUUCCUCUCUCUCCCCAAUUCCUCUCUCCGACGCGAGCACCUCCGCUCUCCUUGCAGCCGCCGCGACCACCGCUCUCUUUCUCUAAACCUCUGUUCCUCAGCUCCGCUCGCUGUCGAUUUCCUAAACCCUAGCUCGAUUCUAAGGUCACAAGUAAUUACCAAAGAAAACUCAACAUCUACUGAGAAGCUGUGAACUGAAGGUAUGUUGCUUCCCGUUUCAGUUUUCUUGUACUUCUUAACGUUCUGUUACGUGUGCUGUAAUUACAAAUGCGGUGAAUGUUGCCGGUUCUGGAUAUUUGUUUGUUUUUUUAAUUGUCGAGAUUUUUCUCUCUCAAAUCCAACUUUGGUGUUUGAAGCAAGAUAUCCUGACUUUUAUCCAAUCAUUUAAUAUUGUUGUGGGUCCAGCCUAAUAUGAGGUCAAUCAAUCUCUCUGUAUAUAAACUUUUUUUCGGUAGCUAAGUUUACUGCUUUUAAAUUCUAACCACAACAAAAAUACUAAGUUUGUUUUUCUUGAACUUAUUUUCUUCUUUAGGAGUUUGGAAUGGAGGAAACAAAUUCAAAUAGUGUAGAGUUCGGAAUGGGAGAAUCAAGUGUUAUUGGAAGUGAAACUGCGGCCAAUGAUGCGAAUGCUCCUAAACCACUACUAGGCAUGAAGUUUAAUAGUCAUGAAGAAGCUUAUAACUAUUAUAACUCUUAUGCAUUGUUGAUGGGUUUUGGAAUAAGGAAGAGCAGUGUGAAUUACUCUCGCAAGACUAGAGAAGUGGUAGACAGAAAGUUUGUUUGUGAUAAGGAGGGCUAUAAACCUAAUAGUGGCAAGAUAGAGAUCCCUCUUCGGCGAGAGACCCGAGUGGGAUGUAAGGCAAUGAUGCGAGUGAAAUUAUUGGAGGACAAAUCGUGGGAGGUCACGGGGUUUGUUGAAGAACAUACAAAUCAUGUGUUGAGUAGUCCAGACAAAGCAAAAAUGCACAGAUCACAUCAACAAUUCCAUAAAACUCAAAGAUGUAAAAAACUUAUUGAUAGUCUACGAGAAGAAGGUAUGCCUCCUUCCACUAUUUCUCGCGUUAUCAAUGCAACCAAUGGAAGAGACGGUGACUUUGUGACAUCACAACAGUGCAUUGAUCAUAUCAGAACCCAAAGAAUCAACAAUAUUGGUCAUGAAUGCAUAUCUAUCAUUCGACAUUUUCAGAGUAUGACAGCGAAUGAUCCAGAAUUUUAUUUUGCAAUAGAAGUAGACAGUAGUGGACAAAUGAGGAGUGUAUUCUGGGCCGACGGAAGAUCAAGAGCAUCUUAUUUGCAAUUCAGUGAUGUUAUUGUGUUUGAUGUGACAUACAGAACUAAUAAGUUCGGUCUUCCAUUUGCUCCAUUUACUGGUGUAAAUCACCAUAGGCAGUCCACUUUACUUGGUUGUGCAUUAUUAGCCGAUGAACAGGAAGAUACAUUUGUUUGGUUAUUUGAAGAAUGGCUGAAAUGCAUGCACGGCAUUGAACCAGGUGCUAUUAUAACAGAUCAGGAUAGAGCAAUGUGUAAUGCUAUUCACUCAGUGUUUCCAACGACAAGACAUCGUUAUUGCUAUUGGCACAUGCAAAAGCAUAUUAUUGAUCAUUUGCCUACUUUGGUAUCUCGUUAUGGUGAACAGUUUCAAAGGUAUUGGGGCUUGUGGUGCAAUAGUUCUUCAAUUGAACAAUGUGAAGGAUAUUGGGUUGAGAUGAAAGAGAAGUUUGAUAUAAAUGAAGAAGGGGAGGGAUGGUUGCAAACAGUUUACAAAUGCAGAGAACACUGGGUGCCGUGUUAUCUGAAGGACACUUUUUUUGCUGGAAUGAGAUCAAGCCAAAGGAGUGAAAGUAUUAAUGCAUUUUUUGAUGGGUAUGUUAACUCACAGACUCAGUUACACGAGUUUGUGACACAAUAUGAAAAAGCAGUAACUCAUCGUCGCUUAAGUGAAGCCCAUGAAGAUUUUAAGAGUCUGAACACAAAGCCGGUUAUGCUCCUUGGACAUCCAAUUGAGAUCCAAGCUGGAGAAAUGUAUACACGCAAUAUGUUUGAUGUGUUCCAUACUGAAUUCAAAGGAUUUGGUACAGAGUUCUGUGAAGAAUUGAGAAAAGAUGGGGACAUUGUUGAAUACAAGGUCUGUAAGUUUACAGAUAGAGGAAAAUGGGAGGUGGUUACUUAUGAACAAUCCAGACAGAUGCAGUUCUGUUGCACUUGUGCUUUGUUUGAAACUAAUGGUGUGCUAUGUAGACAUAUAUUAUCGUCAGAUGCAGUUCUGUUGCACUUGUGCUUUGUUUGA